This is a messenger RNA of Pieris macdunnoughi, 420 nucleotides long. The record is from the annotation of a GenBank genome assembly. Lineage: Eukaryota; Metazoa; Arthropoda; Insecta; Lepidoptera; Pieridae.
AUGCAUGUUAUGAAACCCUACCCAGGACAGCAUAACAUCGGUUCACCAAAAAGAAUAUUCAAUCAAUGCUUAUCUAGAGCUCGGGUAGUAGUCGAAAACACAUUUGUAGUUUUAACUUCAGUGUUUCGUAUUUACCGUCGUCCAAUUGAUUUAGACCCCAUUACUGUAUUAGAAAUAACAAUGACCUGUGUACUACUACAUAACUUCCUUCGAAAAAACUCCCCAGAUAGAUAUACCCCCCCAGGAACGUUUGAUACGAUUGACAGAAAUUGUGAAAUUAUAACACGUGGAUCUUGGCGAAAAUACGAAGAGGUAUAUAAUGCAAUUCAGAAUAUGCCAAACGUACCCCGUAGGUCACCCAUCCAUGCCAAACAGAUAAGGGAAGAAUUUACGUUAUAUUUUUGUAAUAGAUUAACUUAG